CCUAAAAGCUACGAUCAAUUCAACAGUCAGGAUAGGAUGUCGAAAGAUAAUAAUAGCCUACGGCUUCUUGGUUCGCCAGUAAAUUUAACUUACAGAAGUAAGAAAAAGGAAGACAGAAAGAACACAAAAAAUCGUCCACGGUCUGCCCUACAAAAUUCUUGCUCACCGGAUAUUCAAGAAAGGUAUAAAAGACCUUUCUCAGCCGAUACUAAGGAUCGUGCACCUUCAACUAGGUCCUUCUUGAAAGCUUUUAGCGCUGAAUUGAUACAAUCAUAUGACAAUUCACCAUUAAGCGUGAAAGUGUUACCACCAACUGAAAAAUUGUUGUCAAACUCAAAAGAUCAAUUAGACCAGACCAUCAAAACUAAUAGAGACAUAAGUAGUAAUGCUUCGGACUUUGGUUCAGAAGAUACUUUUAUGAGUCUAGGUACUAAGAUCAAAGCGAAAGCACAGUCCGGCUUUAAACAUAGAAAUAGUAAUACAAAAAACUAUAUAAAGUACCGAAACAUUGCUAAAAAGGGUCGUAAACAAAUGGAAUCUUCAUUUAGUGAUGAAAGAAAUAAUAUUGAUAAUAAUUAUGGCCUAGAAGUCACAAUAACAGAAAAACCAAGGUCACCUUGGCCAUCAAGAAAUAAAGAUUUGAUUCAAAUGAGAAAUGCCCCGUCUCACGUUAAAAAUAAAAAUUACGAAGCAUAUUUUUUCUCAAUUGAUGGUGACAUUAAGACUACAGAUGGAUUAUCAGGUCGAGUAUCUUUUGCUCCUGGUAAUUCAGAAAUAGAACGAUCUUUGGAUCCCUACACACAUAGUCUUGGCUUAACCAAACAGCAGUUGUCUUUAGUUGAGGAAGAGUCAACACAGGACCUUGACAGUAUUCCUUCUCAAACUAUGCUUGACUUGUCACGAAAAUCCUCUUUAGAUAAUGAUGGAAAAAAUUUAGGUCACGAUGAUAUCACAGAUGUUUCAAAAUAUAAAACUCAAGAUAAAAUUUGUAACUACUCAAAACCAACCGCCUUAACGAUUGAUACUCAGAACUAUAGCAAUUUUUAUAAAGAUUUUCAUAAUAGUCAAGAUGCUGCUAAAACUAAAUUUUCUAGUACCGCUAUCCAUACUGAUACAAGUUCAAAAGAUUCAGGCUAUCCUGAUAGCGGGCUAAGAGAAGAAAAAGCCAUGUCAUCGAAGUACUCUUUACCUUCAACAUCAUUUUUCCAAAAAACUGAUUUUAAAUUAGAAACGCAAGAUCAUCCAAAGAGCUUAGAGUAUCCAAUCACUAAAGAGUAUUGCGAUGAUUUGGGGGGAAAAUGGAUGGAGCCCUUAAAUCAUAGCCGUUUGCUUUAUAAAGAUUUCUUCUUGAAGAAAGAAGGUCACGUCGCUUUGCCACCGCAGAACACACCUACAAAAAAUGAAGGUACUAUUCCCGGUACUAGCAAGCAUGAUUCUGACAAAACUGAGCAAGAAAAUGAUAAUUUAGAGUAUCCUACAUAUCUUUUGAAUAGUACAACAAAGGCAUACACUUCUAAAGUCAUUGAAGAUUAUAAAAAAGAAUUAGAAGCCAUAAAUAAUCUACAUGAGCUUACAUUAAAAGAUAUAAAAACAGAUGCUAUAUCUCCAACGCCUCUUAACAUAGAUGAAAUGUUCGAACAACAUUCUAGCAACUUCUCUGAUGAUAAAAAGGAAUUAAGUGAAAAUUCCCAAGUUGAUUCUAAUAUAAGCGAUAUGCCAACUACGAGUGACAAAAACUCCUUAGACAUGCAUAAACAAGAUGUAUCUAAAGUUACUACAAAAGAGUUAAUACAAAACUAUUUAAAAGUAAAGAACGAUUACACAAAGGAAGGUACUUCUAAAAAUGUUAAAAAAUUUGAUAAGAAACUAAAUAAUAUGAAUUCAAAACUUGAAGAAAACUCAAGUUAUAAACAGUAUUGGAAUAACAGGAACACGAAGAUCCUAGCUGAUAAAAGCAAUUUACCUGCUAAUAUGAGACCUCAAAAGAACGCAUUUACAAUGCGAACACCACUGAGCGCAAGAAUAGAUAGCGUUCAAAAUGAUAAAGAUAUUGAAUCUUGGAUGUCACUCUCUGCUCCAUCUCCACGAGUACUUGCAAUAGACAACGUAGAAGCUAAAAUCGAGGAGCCAGCUGAGCCAAAUUCUAAAACACCUGAAAAAGUUGAAACUGAAGUAAAAGUGCCUAGUCCUGUAUCAACAUCAUUAGAAUCUCAGGCACCCAAAGAGCUUAACUCAAAAUCAACAGUUCUGGAUAUUUAUUCGAUGUUAAAAGAAAUUGAAAGCUAUGGAGAUAAUCCUGUAACCUCGGUGACGAAUUCAAAUGUUACAACAACCGAACCUGAAGCUAAAGAACAAGAAAGAUCCGAUACUCCUAAAGAUAAUUUCAUGGAAAUUUUCGAAUUUCUGGAAAAAGUAGAACAAAGUGCAAACGAUGCUUUAUCUGUUGUAACAAACUCAACUCCUCAAACGAUUCCAAAAUUAGAAGCUCUUCUCAAGCUUCCUCAAACUGAAUUAGCGCAAAGAUUGGUAACUGCAUCAUUGCAACUGGAAGAAAGGUCUUGCUGCAUCGCGUUACUACAAGAAAGUCUCGCUAAUCACAAGGAGCAGAUGAUAUCUAAAGUAAGCAACUUAGAAAAGCAGUCUCAUCGUAACGUCACUAGAGUAAAGCAAGAGUGUGAAGAAACUAUCAAGAGGCACCAGAAUUUUAUAGAUCAGCUAAUAAACGACAAGAAAACUCUAAAUCAUCGCAUCGAACAAUUGGUUGACGAACGUCGUUCUCUAGAAGAUCGUUGGAAGAGAUCUGCCCAAGCGCUUGAAGAAAGGUACAAGUUGGAACUUCGGAACCAACACGACAAAAUGGCGGCCGCGCAACAGGUUGCUAGGCAACGCUGGGUGCGACAGAAAGCUGAAAAGAUAAAGGAAUUAACAGUGAAAGGAUUAGAGGGAGAACUCCGCGAGAUGGCAGAACGACAGCAGAAGGAGAUAUCCGACUUGAAGAUGUAUCACGCAGAACAAAAUGGCAGACUUACCGCUAAGCAUGCAGCAGAGUUAGAAGAAUUGAGAAGAACUCUAGAAGAUGAGAAGGAAGCCGCUCUAGUGAAAGAGAGACAACUUGCCAGUUCUAGAAUGGAGAAACAAAUUCUUGAGCUAGAAGUAACGUAUCAAGAACAACGGACUCGUCUCGUCGCGGAGAUGAGGGCGGAGAAUGACCGGGUAGCCGCCGAACUAGUCGAGAGGGAGAAAAUACAGAAACUGAAAUUUGAAAAAUGGAAAAUGGAUCAAGAACAGCUAUUUGAAGAAAAUAAACGGAAAUUGGAACAGGCUAUUGAAGAUGAGAGGGAGAAAAUUGUGGAGCAAUUAAAACAAAAACGAAACGAGCUCGAGCAAGAGUUCGAACGUUACAAGAAAGAAUACGAAGCGAGUCAGCAAGUGCUCUUGAGGAAGAGAGAGACGGAGAUAGCGGCGCAGUACAAGUUGGAGAGAGACAGAGAGAUAGAGAAGGCAAUAGAGAGUAUGGAUGCUGAGGCUCAAAUGGGGAGGAAGGAGCUACAAGACGCGAUGAGACGUAAUAAAGAGCAGUACGAGAUAGAGCUAAAAGAACUCGCAGAGACAGAGCAGGCGACUCUCAAGCGGUACCAACAAGCGCAGGCAAGAGUGAGGGAGACGGAAGAUCGAUGUGCGGAACUCGAAGUUACAAUCAGUCAACUUGAGACGAGAAACAGAGUUUUAACAGAAAAAAACUCCCAAUUAGAAGCGAGGGCUGAGGAAAUAAAGACCAGUUGUGAGGAAUCCUGGCGAAGUAAAGUUGAGGAACUAGAGAAGGUCAUAGAAGAUAUGAAAAAGAAGCAUGAUGAACAGAUGCACCAACUGUAUGCCAAGGUUAAAGUAGCAGUCGCAAGAAAAGACUCAGCCAUACAAGCGUUAACCCGAGAGACGGCGAAGUACCAGGAGAAGAUAACUCUACUGGAGCAGAAACUGCAACAACAGAGAAAGGACUUCCUGAAGUCUAAAUAG
Messenger RNA from Melitaea cinxia (Glanville fritillary), 4014 nucleotides. RefSeq names its product centrosomal protein of 131 kDa (gene dila). The transcript is spliced from 16 exons. Lineage: Eukaryota; Metazoa; Arthropoda; Insecta; Lepidoptera; Nymphalidae. Gene Ontology annotation, biological process: intraciliary transport involved in cilium assembly; cilium assembly; regulation of centrosome duplication. The coding region runs from base 37 to 4014 and encodes 1325 amino acids. The record is from RefSeq and is a predicted model, not a curated record. Gene Ontology annotation, cellular component: centriolar satellite.